Messenger RNA from Plenodomus lingam JN3, 144 nucleotides. The record is from RefSeq and is a predicted model, not a curated record. Lineage: Eukaryota; Fungi; Ascomycota; Dothideomycetes; Pleosporales; Leptosphaeriaceae.
AUGAAUGCACCAGGUGCUGCCUCGGCCUCGGCCUCACCACCCGACAGCCAUCAACGGUGGCUCGCGAAAAUAAAUCAUCUACAGUACCUAUCGUCCAAGAAACGCCAACCUAUUGCUGUUUGGAACGAGGCCGGGGUACAGUAG